AGGGGGCGCGCCGGGGUCGCCGAGAGGCGGGCGCAGCAGUGGGGUCUGGCGCUAGCGGGGCGGCCCCAGAGGCCGUCGCCUCACUUCCGGGAACGCCUGGGAGCCGCGGUCGCCGCCCUUUAGGGCGCUGCCAGACGGCCGGCGCGGGCCGCAGAGCGGGUGAGCGCGCAGGCCAGGCCAAAGCUGGUGCGGGCGCGGCGCGGGCCUCGGUCUGCGGCUAUGGGGGCGUCCGCGCGGCUGCUGCGCGCGGUGAUCAUGGGGGCCCCAGGCUCAGGCAAGGGCACCGUGUCGUCGCGCAUCACCAAACACUUCGAACUGAAGCACCUCUCCAGCGGGGACCUGCUCCGGGACAACAUGCUGCGGGGCACAGAAAUUGGCGUGUUAGCCAAGGCUUUCAUUGACCAAGGGAAACUGAUCCCAGAUGAUGUCAUGACUCGGCUGGCCCUUCAUGAACUGAAAAAUCUCACCCAGUAUAACUGGCUUUUGGAUGGUUUUCCAAGGACACUUCCACAGGCAGAAGCUCUAGAUAGAGCUUAUCAGAUCGACACAGUGAUUAACCUGAAUGUGCCCUUUGAGGUCAUUAAACAACGCCUUACUGCUCGCUGGAUUCAUCCUGCCAGUGGCCGAGUCUACAACAUUGAAUUCAACCCUCCCAAAACUGUGGGCAUUGAUGAUCUGACUGGAGAGCCUCUUAUUCAGCGUGAGGAUGAUAAACCAGAGACGGUUAUCAAGAGACUAAAGGCUUAUGAAGACCAAACAAAGCCAGUCCUGGAAUAUUACCAGAAAAAAGGGGUGUUGGAAACAUUUUCUGGAACAGAAACCAACAAGAUUUGGCCCUAUGUAUAUGCUUUCCUACAAACUAAAGUUCCACAAACAAGCCAGAAAGCUUCAGUUACUCCUUGAGGAGAAAUGUGUGUAACUAUUAAUUGUAAGAUGGGCAGACCUCCUAAUCCUUGCAUUUAGAAGCUGCUUUUCCUAAGACUUCCAGUAUGUAUGAAUUCUUUGAAAAUUUUAUUACUUUUAUUUCUAUUGAUUUUAUUCUGGAUACUAAGAAUGUGCCAAAUGAGUCAGAUACUAAGAUUCAUCCUUUGAAAUCAACUAGUAUGUUGAUUUCAGUUAUCCUCAAAAACAUCAGUGAUGUCUGAACUUUUAAAACAUGUUAGAGCAAAAUUAAAAGAGCAUUUGUUAGUAAUCUAACAUUUUGUUCAGUUAAUAAGUGGUCAGUAAAGUUUCCAUAUUUUUCUGGAAAAGUUAAAAAAUGUUGCAUGUCAUUUGGGGAAAAUGUCAGAAAUUUUUGCCUAGAAUGAUGCCAAAAAAAGACAUUUCUAGCAUUUUGGAACAUGGUGAGACACUGUAUAAAAUUCCAGAAAGAAAGCAACUGGAUUUACAGAUUUGUUGUAAGACACAAAUUCACUGCUGCCUUUACCCUAAGAAAUGUAUAUGCUAACCACAUAUGCUGUAUUUAUUUUGUUGUUAACCAUACUUUGUUUACUCAGAAUUUUCAAUAUGCUAUAAAAAUUUAUCAAUUCACAUAAAGAAAAAUCUUACUUUAAGAUGACUUGUUUCCUUUGAAAAUGCAUGUGUACUGAGGGUUAUGAUUUAUGUCAGAAAUUGACAUUGUAAGUCCUUGGACAAGCACCAAAGUUGAAUGAAUUUUCAACAAAAUGUAAUUAAAGUCUGUUUUCAGAUGUGACUUAGGUUAAGAAAUGUGUUUUAGGAUCUACUUGCCAGUUUCUCUUUUUUUUUUGAUCCAAAUGAUUGAUCGGCCCUGAUAAAAUAACGUUAUGGUACCAUCCCCAAACCUGCAAAAAAAAAAAAAAAAAAAGAAAAAGAAAAAAGAGAAAACCCAUGGCACUACGUAAAUAAAGUAAGCAUACUGUCAUUAGUAAAUAGAUGAGGCAUGCCUGGGAAAUGCUCCCUUGACAUAAAUAACAAUCAAUCAUAAUUAGUAAAAAGGUAUGCCAAUAAAAAGAAUUUACAUGAUAUGUUAACAGGAAAGUAAGUGAGUUUCCUGAAGGAGUUCUUUGUUCUUGAUCAAAGGAAUCAAUACCUGUUCUCCAAGAUGGCGGCGGAAAAAAAAAAUCAAUACCUGUUAGCAUUCACUACCACCUUAUUUUAAGGAGAAAGAACUCUAUUGGUGUCAUCUGAGCAGCCAUUUAAAUAUUGGAAUCUAAAGUGAUUCCUUAGUGGGACAACAAGGAUGGUUGCUGAUGUACUGUUUGGUCUGGUAGGAGAAGUGGGGCAAUAUGAGAGGUGGAGGAAAAGCUUGAUUAUGUCUUUGAUGACAUAUUUACUCUUACUUUACUUGGUGCCAAAUCAAAUGAAACAAGCCCUCGUACAAGCUGUUAUUAAUUACCUUUAAAAAUCUGUUUUAUUUUUUUCCAGGUACUUAAAAUACAAGUAAGUGGUUCUUAUGUAUUUUGGGGGGGAAAAUUUUAUUUUCUUUUUCUUCCGAUACUUUAAAAAUUCAUCAAUCUUUUAAGAUGAACGAAGGUUUUUUAAAAAGAAUUCUAGUAAACAUUUCAUUCUUUAUAAAACUUUCUCUAAUGUCUUAUUUGAAUGUUAAUCUUAUGUGCUUUCUAAAAAUGUUGUGAACUACCAAACUUAUGGAUUAUCACUAGGUUAUCAGACAUACAUUAGUCUAUCAGAAUAAAAUGAAUUUCAUAACUGUG
Messenger RNA from Sapajus apella (tufted capuchin), 2672 nucleotides. It is a transcript of the gene AK3, whose product is annotated as adenylate kinase 3. Gene Ontology annotation, biological process: nucleobase-containing compound metabolic process. NCBI's taxonomy places the organism in Eukaryota, Metazoa, Chordata, Mammalia, Primates, Cebidae. The transcript has 5 exons. The record is from RefSeq and is a predicted model, not a curated record. Gene Ontology annotation, cellular component: mitochondrion; cytoplasm. The coding region runs from base 220 to 903 and encodes 227 amino acids. Gene Ontology annotation, molecular function: ATP binding; AMP kinase activity.